CUUGGCGCCUGGCCGGGGGGGUUGGUGUUUAUUAACUGCAGGGAAUACUUUGUAGAAACGUUUGGCGGUUAAUUUCUGAGUUUACAAUUUUCUUGAUUGUUUGGUUGUUACAUAUUUGUAACAUAUGAUGCCGUUACUACAGGAGUUGCUUCGAAGUAGUGAAAAUUUCGAUCGUUGUACAUAUCAAUGACUGCUUUGUGACAGCCUUGCCGUGCUGCAAAAAUGGCUGCCUUGUGAUAUAAUGUAUACUAUUAUUAAAUUAACUUAUUGGCCAAAUAUUUUCACAUUUUCAAGAAGUAUUUGCAUGUUGAAGUGUGUGUUUCGUUAGUAAGACUUUUUUUUUCUCCAAGCUUUUGUUCGGAAAUGGAGUCCGAAGAAAAAAUGCGAAUCUCGGAUCAUGUUAAACAAGAAAUCGGAGAAAGUUCAGGCUGCUCAGAUGAAACCUUUGCGAUGCCGAGUGACAAUCCCGUCGCUGAUGUGCAGACGGAGAAUAACGAAGAUGCCACGCAGAGUCCGACCACGGGGGAAGAGCCCCAAGUUAACCCAUGGACGUGCGUCAAGUGUGUAUUUUGUAACCAGUCGUUGUGCUCCGGAGACAAUCCGAAACUCAUGGAAUGCCUUCACACUGCGUGCUCAUCGUGUAUCACCUCGAAAUUAAACGAACAGUUGGAUGGCGAAAUUGUUGAGAACAACGUGGUGGUGUGCCCCACGUGCCGAGUGCACUGCCACGCCUCCAACCUCAUAGAGAACCAGUUCCUGCUGGAGGCGGGCGCGGCAGGGGGGGACGGCGGCGGCGGGGCGGACAAGCCCGGCGACCUCAAGUGCACCACCUGCCCCGAGGGCCCGCCGGCCACCAGCUGGUGCGUGCAGUGCGCCGAGUUCAUCUGCGACGGCUGCGUCGAGGCCCAUCAGCGUUUCAAGAUCACGAAGGAACACACGAUAAAACCCAAAGAAGAGGCUGACGCCGAGGGCCAGUCCUCUACCACCAGCCUGGUGGCCAAGAGCUUGCACUGCUCGCUGCAUCUCCAGGAGACGCUGUCGCUGUUCUGCGAGACGUGCGACCGGCUGACGUGCCGCGACUGCCAGCUGUCGGACCACCGCGACCACAAGUACAAGUUCAUCCACGAGAUCGCGGAGGAGACGAAGAGCGUGAUCGGCGGCCUGCUGUCGGAGGUGAGCUACAAGCGCGUGCUGCUCACCAGCGCCAUGAAGGUGAUCGACGACCGCCAGAACCUCAUCGCGGACAAGAAGAAGGCGCUGGUCAAGGACAUCACGCAGAUGGUGGUCAAGCUGACCAACGCCAUCACGGUGCGCGGCAAGCAGCUGGUGCUGCAGCUGAACGAGGUGUGCGAGGCGAAGCACAAGACGCUCAAGGAGAAGAAGAUGGCGCUGGAGCAGUUGUCCAACCUCACCGACCACUGCAUCGAGUUCGUCAACAACGCGCUGAGCCGGGGCAGCGACAUGGCGCUGCUCUACAGCAAGAGGACUGUUACUCACCACCUUCAAAGGAUCAAGAGCAGAAGGGCCGACAUUCCUAACCCAGAGAUCCCAGUUCGAAUUGGGUUGAUACUGGACAAAGUUCCUGACCUCUUGAAAGUGGUGUCCGGGAUCGGCAGCGUGGUGGUGGACGGGCGGCCCUACUCGUCGCUGCAGCAGCAGCAGCAGCAGCAUCAGCAGCCGCAGGCGACGCCCCCGCCGGCCCAGCCCCAGCCCCAGCCCCUGCCCCCGCCCCCGUACCCCCAGCAAGCGGCGGGGCGCGCUCCGUGUGGGGGCGUGCUGACGCCCCCCGCCCCACCGCUGGUGCCCGUUCAGCAGCAGCAGCAGCAGCAGCAGCAGCGAGUGUCCCCCCACCCCCAGCAGCAGCGUGUGUCCCCCCACCCCCACCCCCAGCAGCAGCAGCUGGCGCACCAGGGGGUGGCGGGGGGGAGCCUCGGCGCGGCGAGGACACUCCCCGUCGCGCGCCACCCCGGCUUCGCCCAGCACCUGCACCACCAGCAGGUGACGUCCUCCACCCACCCGCACACCCUGGGCGUGGACGCGACCACGGCCAACCUGCGCGGCCUGCUGUCCCACCACCAGAUGCAGGCGGCCGCGGCCGCCGCUGCGUUCCCCGCGGCCGCCCCGCUCGUGCGCGUCGGCGCGGCCGGGUACCGCCUGCCCCAGGCCGCCACCGGCGCGGGGGGGUACCCCCCCGUGGCGCUGGCCCCGCCCCCGCCGCGGUACACCCUCCAGCAGCAGCAGCACCUGUACCAGCUGCAGAGGCAGCACCACGCGGCGUACGGGCGCGGCCAGGCGCAGUCCCAGUCCCCGCACACCUCCAACCACCUCCUGCAGCAGCAGCAGCAGCAGCAGCAGCAGCAGCAGCAGCAGCUGCAGCUGCAGUGGCACAUCCCCCAGCAGUCAGGCGGCGCGCUCAACGGCGGAGGCGUGGCGGCCGCCCACCAGCGGGCGCCCCCGCCCCAGAACCCGCAGGUGGACGAGUCUUUCAGGAUCACCCUGAAGACCCAGAGCCACCCGCAGGCCGGCGCGGGCCAGCACGGCCGGGCGGCCGCGGGGCACGUCACGGUCACAUCGUCAGUGCCAAAGACGCCCAGCCCUAGCCACGCACGCACCGAAGACACCGAGAAGAGCCUCGACAAGUUCUGCCAGGAGUCUGUGAACGACCUGAUGGCGACCAUAGCAAAGCUGGACCGCAACGGUAUAGAGGUUGUGCCGGAAGGCCAGAAGAACGGGGACUCCCCUCUGGUGGACAGCUCGACGGGUCUGGACGACGUGAUGGGCGACCCCAACUCCCUGGCCCUCCGCACAGCGCCCGCCGCCGUGGACGACGGGGACAAGAGCGGGAGCAACGAGUCCCAGAAGGACGACCCCAACGAGGACUGGUGCGCGGUGUGCAUGGACGGCGGGGAGGUGGUGGUGUGCUGCGACAAGUGCCCCAAGGUGUUCCACACCUUCUGCCACAUCCCCAAGCUGAGCAGCAUACCCGACGAGAACGAGACGUGGCAGUGCCUGCUGUGCACGAGCGCGCGGGAGAUCCUGAACGCGCCCAGCCCCGGCCCGGGCGAGCGACGUCCGCGCGGCCUCGGCAGGGACCAGCGGCUGGCGGAGCGGAUCGUGCUGGAGCUGUACUGCCAGUACGAGCCAAGCCUGCACUUCCGGGAGGUCGUCAGCCCGGAGGUCAAGGAAUAUCACAGCAUUAUCAAGAAGCCAAUGUCGUUGGAUAUAAUCCGUCGUAAGCUAGAUCCCAAUGACCCGGAGCAUUACUCAAACAUCCGUGAAUUGAUAGCAGACAUAAGACUUAUCUUCAAGAACGCGUACCUCUUCAAUCCUAAGGACAGCCAGGUGCACCAGGACGCCAAGACGCUGGAGGAGUUCUUCGACAGCCUGCUGGAGAAGUGGCUGCCCGCGUACGCCUACGACGUGGGGGCGGGCUCCGACGAGGACGGCGCGGGGCACCCACCCCAGAAGAAGUACCGCCGCAUCCUGUCCGAGUGACCCGGGGCCCGCGAGGGGGGGACCCCAACCCCCGCCAGCCAGAUCGCGCCGUAGCACGGCUUCCGGCGCGUGCAGUGUGUCUACAGACCCAGUCCAGGUCACCGAAAUGUCUGAAUCAAACGGUAUUUGCCCCUAAAUGCGCAUCAUGCUAAUUUUCAGAUGGGCAAAAAAAAUUUUUUUACCCCCAUCAAGAUUACAACUUUUCCUACAGCUUAAUUUCAGUUUAAAUACCAUCUGUGUAUGUAGACCAAUGUUUUUAACCUUCAAACUAAUAUGGAUCAACAAAAUUAAAUGCCUUUGCGAUUAAAAUUAUUAUUAUUAUUUAUUUAGAUCCCGUCCGGAUUAACCGGAUGAUCGAAAGAGCGGGGUCCGGAUUAACGGGACUCUGCCAAUCUGGAGGACUUUCCACGCUAGUCAUGAAAAAUUGCGGUAAUAAAACACCAACUGUGUUGGAAGUUGCGAAACUUUUUUUUUUUCCGCCUGGCUUCAGUUUGUAGCCGCAUCAAAAAUAAAUAGUUGGACUGUCCCCUUAAAUCGUGUGAAAAUUAUGCUUGAAAAGGUUCAAACAUUCUCCCAUGAGAAUUGGUUCGUUCCUGGGGAAAGUAUGUAUAUUUAAUAUUUUGUUUAGUUUUGCUUAGAAUAUAUACUAAAAGUGACAUCGUUACAUAAAAAAUGUUCAACGAGGAUGAUAUUAGGGGUCCUGAUAAAGACCUGAAAUUGGUUGACCAUGUGUUUGUAGACAUUCUGUAUUAGCAUGAGGCUCUUAUGUAUCAAACUGUGCAGGAUCUGGGGUCCAACACUUGUGUGCCGAUGUGAGUGUACAAUAGAACUUCGUCUGUACGUAGCCGCUCGACAUCAAGGAUGUGAACUUUGCAUUGCAUGGCUACAAAUUAUUUAUUUCUGAUGUUGCUGGAAAAUCAUCUUUAGUCAACAACUCUCACGACAGGGUGUUUGUAUUAAUUUUCAGAUUUCCGUAGAUAUGGAGUUUAAGAACAUUUUAAGCACUUAGCAACAGCAAAGGAAAUUUUGUGAUGGUUAUCACUUCCAGUAUAACUGUAUGCAUUGUCAUUAUUUAUUAUUCAUUAGUUAUUCUUGAUUGCUAUAUGUGUAUGAAUAUGACCAUUCUUGUUAUAAUGAGGUUGCACUAUAUCUACCACAAACUGCGAAUGAGCUCCGUUAAAUGUUUGAUAGGGAAGGUUUCAACUGUCUGGCAGUUGCAGUGAUACAGCAGAAGGCCAGCUCUUUUUGUGAGUGAAUGAAUUAAUUAAAUUUUUUUUGUACGCCUUCAUUUUUUUUGCAUAGUACCAUCACUGAUUGUGAAUUAGUAAUUUGUAUAUUUAUUAUUCGUUGGGGCAUUAAUGAAAAACAUAAAUGAGCUACCUAAUAAGGUUUUUAUUUCCGAGUUUUUAUUUUUUGUGGCCAACCUCAAGUUUUUCAUUCAUUCACCUUCGCUGAAAUAUCCGAUUUUCAUUGAAAUCAUUUAGUUACGUAUUUCUAACCGAGGUUUUUCCCCUUUCUGCAUGUCUACAGGUCAAGAAAGUGGGUGUAUAAGUAAUAGAACUGAAUGUUUGGUCACUGUAGAAAAGGUCUCAAAAUAAACUGUACCAUUGCUUGACAUUUCAAAAUUUUAAUUCCCAACAGCCUUUCACCAUUUUGCAUUUUGUUUUUUUAACACCACACUUUAGUUUAUAGACCCACUUUUAAUUUGAAUAAUUGGAGACAGUCCUCUUAAUUAUUUGUAAACUAUCUCUGAAAAUAUAUAAAUCAUCAUUUUCCUGUAAAUAGUAUAUCUAAAUAGUAUUAUGUUAAGUUAAAAAAAAAUUGUUUAAAAAUUACCCUGUAAUGUAUAAAAGUUGAGCGAAAAAAAUUAUUAUAAGGUCUUAAAGUCCUGAGAUUAGGUCACCAGGUACUUCUAGACAUCCUGUUCUUUCAAUUUUCCCUUGUGAGUCUCUAUCACUCACUGCUUUAAUUGAGUCACAAGUUCUAUGAUUCUAACUUUUUUUGUUUCCAGUUUUGUUGAAUCACUGUGUUAAAAGACUGAAGCAAAUAAAAUUAUGAAACCUGUUAAGUUUGUUAAAAAGCUUCUUUUUUUUUUUCAGGCAGUGUUGGUGAGAAAUGGGUUUCCUUUUCUCUCAACCUCGUGGAUGGAAUCUCUUUUUUAAAAUUAUUAGCAGCAGCUUUAGCGGUGUGUUGGUUAUUACUGUGUUUCGUUUCAUUUUUCUCACUCCAUUAUCUUUGUUCUACCACUCUCAUACAAAGAUUUCUUAGCAUUAAGAUCUUUGCUAGGACAGAGAUGGUUGUAUUGGAAUGUACUCCAGUUUAUGGGUUGCACCUGCCUAUAUCUGACUGGCAUGAAAGAAAUACAGCACUGAUCUUUGGUUUACUCGCUCUCAGCCACUUCUCAUAUUUACGACCCUUUAAUUCCCAGCACUACCGAAGAAAAAUACAAAGAAGAAGACUGCUAUUUUUUAUACCCCUGUUUCUCUUUGGCUUCCCCCCCCCCCUUUUUUCUUCUUCUUCUUCUUCUUCUUCCCCACAGAGAGAGAAGAAGCGGCAGGUUACUCUUUGUCAGUUCCUUCCAUAGAAACUAGAGCACUCACGUUACCGCGAGGCUGGAGGAAUAUAAAAGGCGCACUUAUGAACACCAACUAUGGCUGCAGUUUUUUCACGGAAUUUUCAGUUGAAAACGUGGGAAAUCACAUGCGAAAACAUAUCAUGUUUGGGCACAGUUGCGCCAUAAAAACACGUGUCAAGAUAGACACGUUAGUUGUGUAGGGAGCCAGUUCGCAGGGGACAUUUACAACGAUGAGCGGAAGGGGGGAACCGUCAACACUGCCACAUGGCCUCAUGCACACGCUCUUGCUCUCUCUCUCUCUCUCUCUCUCUCUCUCUCUCUCUCUCUCUCUCUCUCUCUCUCUCUCUCUCGCUGGCUGGUUCAUGUUUAGAUUUACCCCUCCCCACCCUGUCCGUGCAGUUCACACACAUCCCUUGCCGGCAUCAACUGGGCGGGCGGAAGACAUGUCAGAUGUACGAUAACCUUGCUCUCACACUACUGCUGAGAUAUUUGGAUUAACGAAUUAUACUUACAUGUGGAUUAAUAUUUAUUAAAAAAUAAACAUAGUUUGGUUAUUUACGCACAUAUUCAACCACACAGUGCAAUAUAUACAUUUAUUUUUUUAGCCUAGAGUGAAAAACUCGCAUAAGGGUAGCACUAGGUUUUUUUAAAUCAAAAUUGGCAUAAAAAUGUGUGACCCGUUCACUGGUAAAUACUGUAUAACAACCCUCCAUGUCAGGGUACUUUUAUUCAACAAUAUUGGGAUUUAAUAAUCUUGAUUAAAAAUAAAUGUUUUACAAUUAUUCGCUGCAGGUCACGAAGAUCAUGAUAUAGGUAUGCACAGAGUGGGGCAAAAAGUGGUUAUCGGUUUGUAAGGACUAUUAAAAAUAAACAGAGCAAACUUACAGAAAUGAAGUUUAUUUUAUUGUAAUCAAAGUACCCUUUUUCUCUUCCCCCCCCCCCCCCUCCACCUUAAGUUCUGAAGAUCACAUCAGGAAAAUGGUGGCCAUCAGCAGCGAUGCAUUGAUUAGGGUGAUUUUGGAACUCUUUUGACCACUUUUCGGCACAUUUUGAGGGGUGCAUCUGUGAUUUCCUCCCGAAUUUGCAUCUUCAUUUCUCCCCAAGUGUGAGGACCAUGUUUAGAAACCUUUUCCUUGAGGUUACCCCACAGGAAAAAGUCACAAAUGCUCAAAUGCAGGGCCCGCUGUGACCGGAUUUAAGCGAUUUGAGACUUCUUCUUGUGGGGUUACCUCAAGGAAAAGGUCUUCAAACAUCGUCCUCAAACCUUGGAAGAACUGAAGGUGCGAAUUUGGGAUUAAAUCACCACUACACCCCUCAAAAUAUGCCGAAAAGCGGUCGAAGAGUUCCGAAAUCACCUUCAUCAAUUCAUCGCUGUUGAUGGCCUCAUGUGAUCUUCAGAACGUUAUAAAAAAAAUGUAUACUUAUUCCAAUCAAAUAAACAUCAUUUCUGUAAGGUUCUCCAUUCAUUUUUGAUAGCCCUUCAAAACCAAUACACAACUUUUACCCCACACUGUAGUUCCAAAAUUAUGUUGUGUUGCUGGAAGUAAAGAAACUUAAAUUUCAAGAAUUCUUUUUGGUUAUUUGUAUUCCUCACUUUCCAUUUAUUGUUCGGCAUUAAAAAUUAACUUUAACUCGUGAAAAAAAAAAAAAUACCAUGUUUGUAGUGAGGAAUUUACAUUACGUACCAGCUUAAAAGUUUGGUAAAACCCACUUUAGAUGAUGCCUAUUCCUGCCUUUUAUGCUGUAAGGUCUAUCGCUGUUCGUCUGCAAGUACCUACUGGCUGGUAUCUGUUGAUACACACACAUACAUAUACACACAAAGGAAAAAAUACAUUUGCUUUGCAAAAAAAAAUGAGGGGGGGGGGGGGGGGAAGAGAAAGAGAGAAAGUGUGAACGUGAUAGAGGGAGAGACUUUCUUCAAACACCAGCGUGGGAAAAAUUUUCUUACUUUAUUAUUAUUAUUAUUAUUAUUAUUAUUAUUAUUAUUAACGUCUUUGGCAGGUUACGAGCUGCUAGGUAGCAAAGGAUGAAAUGCAAGACAGGCACUACUCUAAUAAGUGAGCAUGUAGUGUAACUGGUAGACACCCGGAAAAAUCGCUACUCACGAAUUUGCAACAAAUUACGAAACACUUCAAAAAACAGUCGGAAAUGUCUUUUGAUGAAAGUUAAAUAAUUUUUGAAAUGUGUUAAACUCACAAAUUACUUGUGAAUUUCUUUGUUAAUUAUUGUAUUCAUGAAUUUUCUUAACUAUUUGCAAAUAUCUGCAAAUUUUUAGUUACUCUUUUUUUUUUUUUUUCCCUGUUAAUCAUGAAACUAUCUAUGGUAUGUCCGAACCAUUUAUGUGGUUCAUUGUGUCAGACAUAAUUGUACACUUCAUGUGCUUCAGUGUUACAAAUUAUCGUAUGCUGUACCCCGAAUUAUGGAAUGUUAUAGCAGAAGAUUAUUACCGUAAUGGUAGCGCCUGCAGGGCAGAGGGAGGCAGAGAUGAUAUUCAUCUUGGUUUCAGGCAACUAGCAUUUGAAAAAUAUAUCACUAGUUCACAGUGCUUUUAUCUUAAAGAAACCUGUCAAAGUCAUUAAAACCUGAAGUAGCUUGGCUUCUGGGUUGUAGCGUGCCCUUGGCAAAUUAUUCACCGACGUUUCGGUAGACAUUGCAGUCGCCAUCAUCAGGGAGCAGUUACCUAGUAGCAGUUACCCAGUAGGCAACUGCUCCCUGAUGACGACUGCAAUGUCUACUAAAACGUCGGUGAAUUAUUUGCCAAGGACAUGGCUACAACCUAGAGGCCAAGCUACUUCAGACAAUGGCCGUGAAUGCCUGCGAACAUCAUCAAAACCUGUUGGAUAAUCAACGAGAUAUUUAAAUUAUUGUGCAUGGCAGAAGCCACCUACAGGCAGGCAGCAAAGAUAACCAAGUACUCAGAGGUUGUUCUGAGUGCUGAUACAGCACUCAAAACAAAAACUUCCCUUGUCCUGUCCACUCACCAUCGCUCUGACAUUCCUCCAGCGCUGUCCGGCCGAGUUCUUUAAUCACUCACAACCCCAUCUCCGAUAGGACGUGUUUCCCUUCGUGACAAUGCUGUUCACGCCAGCCAACAAAAUUUUUCCCAGCCACAGAUUUCGAAGACAAACGCCGGCGGUAAUAAUUCCAAUAUACCGAAGGGUUGGGUUUUGCAAGACAAAGUGUCCAUUAUUUAAAGUAUAUAAGUAUCUUCUUUCUUUAUUAAACACACACUAAAAUUAACUUCUCUGAAAAUAAUUCAAAGUCUAACUAUCCUAAACUGUUGAUAGCAUGUUGCAAAUAAAAAUCAAUAUAAGUAGGAAUAACCUAUUUUUGUUUAUUUUAUUAUAUUGUAUAAAUGCUCUUAACCCUUGAUUUGGUGUACUUGUCAUUUUAACUGAAGAAAUUUAUUUUCUAAGAAUUUUGAGAUUUUCUGUUUGAGACAUUUCUGUUUCUAGUAACUGGGAUUGGAUUAACUCGCCACGCUCCCGUUAGUUUGAACCGUUCGAGGUGUUGCCGUAAACGGGGCAAUAGAGAACUGGCGUUUUCCGUGCCUUAAGGGAACAAGGAUGGCUCACGCUGAGGAAAUAUUGUAGGUGCGGUUGUAUGAAACAAGUUUUGGUGUCCACGACUCUUUCAAGCCGUUGGCAUUUUUGAGGACUAAAACGGGAAUGUUUCCCUCGAAAUAAGGAAAUUGUUUCUUUUCAAAAAAUUUUAAGAUAUUUCGGCAUAAUUUUUUUCCCCCAAAAAGAAAAAACUGGAAAUUUUUUGUAGUUUUUGAGCAAAUUUUGAAGUUCAAGGUCAUCCAAUAUGGCCGCCCCGAUGUCAUAAUCCAAUAUGGCGGACAUCAGCACCGGCACCAACAACUCCAGGCUCAGGAGGAACUAUUAUACACCAUCUUGGGAGAGUUAAGCUGGGUUUAUGAUUGAUUUCCUUAAGAAUUAUAACUUAACAUUGAGCACACGAUUAAGUCAAAACUACAUUUUCCAGUUUAUGAUUGACAUAGAAGUCAUUAAUUCUAACCAAUCACAGCACAAAACACGUGGUCGGCCAUUGUUCGAAACGGAGAAGCAGGUUUGAAAUAGGUUAUUGACAAAUGGGAUAUCUAUUUUUCGAAAUGGAUGAUGAUUACAAAUGAUAAAUAUACGAAUUCUAACCCAAAAUACUGCCUCGCUCGGUCCAAUAAUAAGACAUAAACUUCCGGUUGAAAGGUUCCGGUUUGUUGUGAUUGGUCGCUUCCCUUAAGUCUUAACGAAAAAUAAAAAAUAUAACCAUUUCUGUUAAGUCUUAAGUCAUCAUAUGGUUCGCACAUGACCCGUCAAAAUUCACACACGACAAUCAUAAACAAUUCCACAAGUUUACAUAGUCAUAUGGUAAGUACACGACUAAGUCUUAAGUCUUAAUUCAUAAUUUUCAAUCGUAAACCCACCUUUAUGUUGAGAGGUAGCUGACUGCUACUAACUGUUGAGAACAUGUAAUCUUUGUUUUCUUAGGCUCUGGCACAUGUAGUACAAUUGAGAUGGUUGAUGUUUGUAGGGAUAUUAUUAUCCCUGGAGUAAGAGGUAAAGGACCAGUCAUGUGAGUGCAAACUAAUACAAGACCUAAAUAUUAUAGAAACCGGGAGAAAAAUUAUCAUAGUUUUUUUUUUCUGUUUUGUGGAUGGUUUUUUAAAGAAUAAAUUGUUGUCAGAACAACACCUACUGAAAAAUGCUUCAAAUGCAUUUUAUAGUAGGGUAUUUGUCAUAUUGUAAAUUUGUCAUUUUACAUGGACACCAAUAAAUAUUUAGAAUUACAGUAAGUCCUCUAUUUACGUCGUACCGAUUUACGUCGUUUCGGAUUAACGUCGCUAAUGUUUGAGUACUCAUGUUUCAAUUUAAGUUGUCGCCGAUUCACAAAAACGUCGUUUACAAUGACCGUAAAUCUUUAUUUUAACCAAAACACCGUAUAUAAUUCGUUUAUAAUUUUUUGUUUUCUUCGGUAGUUAACUUAUGCUAUGUAGCGUAAGCUACACGUUCACCGCCUUAUCUUAUGAUACAUCAUGAGGGACGCUUCCUGCUCUCCGCUGCUCUCCGCGCGGUGAUGCAAUACUACCAGCCCGCCCGCUCGGCCACCCACGUAUCUCGCACGUAGAAGUGUUAUCUACUUCCCGCAACGACACAGCAUUUUCUCCUACCCAUUCCGGCCGACCUUGGGCCGUGGCCGGCCGGUGGCAUGAAACAUGGCUCAUUUUGCGUCGUUUCUAUUUACGUCGCGGUUUUCAGGAACGUAACCCCGACGUAAACCGAGGACUUACUGUAUUAACAAAGGAGCGUUCUUAAAAGGGUUAUCUUGUCCAGUGACCUCUGUGUUAACAAGACUCUGAUACAUUUCCAUUCCAUGUAAAAGGUUGUAUGAAAUAUGUUCUUUGGGUGAAGGUCUUCGUGCCUUGUGGCAAAACGUAUUUGCAACCUUCGAAAACCAAAUUGCAGUGCAAAGUUCGACUGUGCGCGUGGGAUAUGUCUACUUGCCUGUGCCCCUAUUCAUACGCUUUAAUUUUGUUUUGAGUUAAGUUUGGAUCUGAAAAAUAUAUAUAAUGAAAUACCUAUUCUUGUUUCUGCAUGUUGCUUUGUAUGUAUGUGCUUUGUUGUUAAGUAUUAACUGAUAACUCCUUGUCAGUUUAGAAUUACGCUUUCAUAAAAUGUUUUGGAAUAAAUUGUUGGUUGAAUAAAUAUUCAGUCUGAUUUCUUCGCUGUACAAAUCUACUUUUAGGAAUAUUAUAUUUGUAGACCUGUUUUUCCUUUGCUGUGAGUUUUGUUACUUUUAAGUAUAUUCUGUGUAAGUUAAGUACAUAGGUUCAAAGUAUGUAUGGGUAGUGUAUAUUUGUACUGGCAUGACUCUCUUGAUCGUUUUAUUUGUCCGUAUGUGUAUAUACACGCAAACUAUUUAGGGAUUCAGUACUAAAUAAGUUUAUCACUAGCGUUAUAGCGUAGUGACAAACUAUAAUGCAUCCUCUACUUUACUCAUUUAUUGUGUAGGUAAUCUAGUCUAAUUAAUCUGAUUAUCAACUGUGGAAUACAAGUAAUACGUAAAUAAACAUAGAUAGUUCUGUCUUUGUGCUAGGAUGUAAGGAAUUUCAGAAUGUGUAAGUACUUGAUGUAGGAACAUAAAAAUUGUUGAGGUAUUGGAAGGUCUGUUUACUGUCUUAUUUUUUUUAUUAUUAUUAUUUAUAUAUUUUUCCCUGUAAGUGUGUUUUUCUGUUACUCUAGUACCAUAUUUACUUCCGCAAGUUGUAUAGCUUUGUGACAUUGAACUGUCAUCCGGUUGGUAAUUCCUUUAUCACAGGUUUUGUGCUGUUAUAGACAUCAGGAAUAUUAUUUGUAAUUUUUUUUAGGCCUGUGCUAAUGUCAGUUUUUUUAGUUUGAAUCUAAUUUGAAUGCAAAUAUUAAAGUAUUCACAAAUAUGAAAAUGGAAUUAGUAUGAUAAGAGUGGGGAAGUCACCCUCCCCCUCCCCCCAAGCAGCCAACCACCCCCCCCCCACCCCUUUUUUUAAUAUAUAUAAAAAAGGGUUAUCUUACAAAAAACUUAAACUUGUCUAUAAAUUAAUUAUGUCUUCUUUCUUUUCUCAAUAUUUGCAAACUGCUUAUUGUCUGCUUUCAAUGUUCUCAACCCCUCAGAUAAUAUCUGUAUUUCAGAUUGCCCCUCAGUUUGAACUUCAGCACUAUGCCAAUGUCCAAAUAAACUCUGGGUGAUUAUGUAGUUGGUUAGUUGGUUGGGUCCCGUAAUGUAUUGAAACUGGGAUGUGUGAUAUUAGGCAACAAUGGCUACAUCAGUUUUGAUUAUUACACAAAGUGGUAUGAAACAGCUUGAUAGCACUUUGAAUACAGAUGAAUAUUAUGUUAUUUGGAAGUUAAAGUAAUUUGAAUUGAAUUGAAUAGUAGAAAUUAAUAAUUAUUAAUUUUGAUAUUUCAAACUUUUGAUUUUUGCGCAGGCCUUUUUUGUUUUUAAACUUAUUCUGUGUGAAGUCAUAACUAAUCAAAUAAUAUUCCAUAUAUGUAAUUAAAAUUAUUGUUGGUCAUACACUUGACACUGCUGUGAAUUAGUAAACUUUGUGUUCACGGUGGAAUCCCAUUGGUACAUUCUGGUAAAAUUGUUCUUCAGUUCUCUACUUUGGUUGAGCAUGCUCCGUGUUUUCUUUCAUGUUAAGACCUUACUUAAAAAAAUUUUAAUGAAACCAUGUUAUAACCACUUGACUUGUUUUAACAACAUGAUUUUUUUGUGAAUUUGAAAAAGAUUUUUUUUUUCUGUAACUGUCAGUCUAAUUUUUUACAAAAACUUGCCUGUAAGAGAUUAACGUGGUAAUGCAAAAACAGCGCACCUAGCAACCAAAAGUGUUACUUGUGCCAAACUCACCCAUAAGAAAAACAGUUUUCUUCCUAACCUGUAGUAGAAUAAUAAACCUUAAGUCAUGUUAAUUUUUUUUUAAAAAUUGGUGCACUGACAUCAUUUUUUGUAAGCUAAAAAAAAAAUUUUGAUAUGUAAGCUUUGGAGCAUUCAUAUUAACUGGGGGAAAAAAGUAUGUCUAGAAGGAUAUUGAGAGAAAAUUAUAAAUGCCAUUUAACUGUAAACUCUGGGAAAAGUCAGCGAAGUUGGUUUUGGUGAUGAAAACUCAAGGAAUUUACAAGAAAUCCUGGAAAAGUCAUGAAAAUUCCCCACAGAUAGUAAUUGGAGGGGGAAAAUGCCAUGCUUCAGUCUAACAUAACUUAGGCUGUGAAAGAUUUUUUUUUUUCUAUAAAAUAGCAUAUACAUGGUUCUGUUUAGAAUUUAAAUUUUGUUGUACAAUUGUAGUUUCAAAUUAAGUAUGAUGAUUAUAAUCAUGAAAUAAGUAAAUUAUUUUUUAAAAAAUUAAAGAAAUAUUUAAAUUUUUAGUCAUUAAAAGUUAGAAAGAUUUUACUACAGAUUUGUGUGGAAAGUCUGUUUCAACAUAAUUUAUUAAUGCUUUUUUUAUUAAUCAUCUCUAGUUAUAAUACAAUGUUGCAGUCUAAAUUGUUGUUGAAAACUCAUAAAAUUCAAUAUACAGUUGCUGGAAACAGUCCUUCUGUGUACAGAGUAAGUACUUACCAAAGUGAAGUUAGUUGAGUAUUAGUCUACUAAAAAAAUUAAUCUAGUGUUUCGUAGGGCUGCCGCACAGAAUGACGUUAGGAACAGCGUCCACGCAAAAUCCUAGUAUCCAAACGCAUUUUCUGUGAAUGUGGAGUUUUUGGAGAUAAAUCCCUGGCAUCUGCUCUGCAUGUCAUGUAUCAGUAAAUGAAUGAAAAAUAUUCAAUAAUGUGUAUUUAAAUGGUGAUGUAACGAAGCAAUCAUUUUAGUAUUGAUAUUAGUCGAUAUUCCCAAUUUUUCUGGAUUUCCUAUGUGUUUCUAACCGAUUCUCAAAAAAAGCGAUAGACAUUGGAAAAAGUACAAAUUUAUUCUUCUAGGUGUCACUCAUCUUUUCUAUUGCUGUAGGCAUUGUUUACUCGAAUUUUUUUGUAAUUUAAGGAUAUAUUUUAAUGUUGCAUUUUUUAAUUAGUUAAAGACAAUGUGGGUUGUGCUUUGCAAAAAUUUUAUGCAGCAAAAUAAUUUAUUUGUGAUAUACCAAAAAAAAAUUUUAACUAGGAAUUUUUUAUUUACAAAAAGUAUUGGAUAAGUUUUGUAUCGGUUGUAGGAUUUCUUAAGAAAAUUUAUCGGUAAUUGGAGUGGUAUCGGUUUUUUUAUCUGCAUCACCCAUCACUAUGUUUGACGUUUUUACACAACCGGGGAAGAAUAACUGGUUUCUUCUUGUAGGCAAGCUUAAAUGGGCUAUGCUGUAUUUCGUAUGUUUAAGGCUCAAUCUUACUCUAGUCAUUAUUUUUUCUUAGGAAAACCCAUACAAAUUUUACACUUUACAAUUAUGUAUUGCUCAUUGCCUGUUGUUGAUUGUAAAAAGUCACAACAUACUCGUACAUAUUCGUACUUUAAAUUUGAUGUGUGGCUAAUUGCAUUAAGGCCAAGCGAUAAAAAUUCAUUUUCAGCGUUUCUGUAGCUCAAUGAUGCAUAUGCACCUAACGUUUCAUAGUCUUUUUAAAAAAUAGCCUCAAUUUUUAAAUUGUAAAAAAAACUAUUAUUCUUAAGCCAUGAAACACUUAUUUAAGCAGGACUAAGUCCUACCGUAUUGAAACCUUUUAAAAAAAUUUGCCAGUAUUUCACAUUAUUAUUAUUAUUAUUAUUAUUCAUUCUUGAAGUACUCUCUCAUAGAAGGUUAAUAAUUUCGUACACAAAGUAUAUCCGUUUGGAUUCACUUGCAACAAGGUUUUUCGCAGAUAUAAGAAUUUCGCAAUUUUGCAACCACAAUUAUAUAAUUUAACUAGCAUACACAGAACUGCAUACCUACAUACUUAUUGUGUUGUUGAAAAUGCGUACUGUUUUUUUUCCUCUGUGUUUUGUUUGAGUCCAAGCUAUACAUUAUGCUCUUGCCUUUAUAACAUGUCAUGUUACUUAUUAAACAUGAAUAAGAUGGGUUUGAUCGAGAUGAAUUGCAAUACAAGAUAAAUAACACCGAAGAGCAUGUUCUAAAUAAUCCAUUUAAAACAGCCCACUUUUAUCUUGUUUCUCAUAUUAAUUCAUGUUUAGGUUACUAAGCCUUUUAUUUUCCCCCAAAAAAGAAAACAAAUACAGUAAACUCUCGCAAAUCCGUGGGUGUCGGGGAUUUAUGACCUUCGGAUUUUUGAAAACUUCGGAUUUUUGAAAAAUUUUCAUUAAAAUACAAAAAAAAAAUUCUAAAAGAUAAGAUGGUAGUCAAUGAACAUGUAAUACUACCACAGGACGUCAUAAUAAACAAGACACUUGAGAAGUUAACAGAAUGGUACGUAAGCAAUACCAGUAUAGUCCAUUCAUAGUAAAUGAAGCACCCGAGAAAUUUUUUUUCCUGAAAAUUUACAGCCUGACCUGAUUAAAUUUAACACACCCAUUUGUUCAAGUUGGUAGUAAAUUGUGUAAAAAGUAAUUUAAAGUCAUCUUAAAUUAAAUUAAUGGCACCCGAAGUCGCACUUUGAUGUGAAAGAGCUAGACGUAGCAAUGUGGCGUGCGCUGAAACGGGAAGCCCCUUGAUAAGGGGAAGUGAAUUUAGGAGGGGCGGGAGAGAGAAGCGAUACGUAGCUGGCAAGAGACUCAAGGCCACUCCCUCACAGACACACGGCCAGUCCAGUUAAACUAAAGAGAAACGGGAGAAAUAAAAAAAAAAUCAUUAGUUAAUUGUACACUAGAACCAUCAAAAAAUCUGAAAUUUUGGCACAAAACAAAAAUAAUCGGGGAAAAAAUGGUAAAACUCACAAUAAAAGCUUAUACAAAGCUAUUAUUUAACAUGCAGCAUAUAUUUUGUGUUGGUUUAUAGUGCACUUACUAAUGUUCGUAUAAGAAGAGAAAAAAAAUUGGACAGUCCGUUUAAAAACACGGCAGCAGUAGCUUGUGCGACGUAAGUGGGAGUGCGAGAAUCUCGUCUAGACAGGCUGGCGGCUGCAAAGGCAGCGGAUGCAUGACGUCAUACGGCUUACCUCUCCCUCCCAGACAACAAACCAUCUCUCUCCCUCUCUCCAGCCCUCUAGCCAUUUUCUGCGUGUGAAACUGUCAACAUCCUUCCUCCCCUACUCCACACUGCAUGCGACGAAAGCCAGGUUGUAUAGUCCAUUCCCGGUAAAAUGAACAUUUUUUUAAGGCCCCCCACGGCAGCCAUUUACCGUUAAUUUUUUGAUACAAUUUGUUUGUUAGUUACAGAACAUUAUUUCUGCUGGAAAAUCUCUGAAACUUCAAAAUUUCUUUAAUGGAAAAAUUUAGCAGGGCGGUUAGAGUAUUUAUUUUUACCGCAAAUGAACUAUACUCACCUUCCCUCCGGCCAGCAUUCCCGGCGUGUGACGCAUGACAACUACAGUCGUGUGCCGCGCACAGCUAGGAAACUUGUCACUGGCAACAUGUUUCACACACUGACACACGGUGCCCAGAGCUUCAGGAAAACCUACGCGAUUUCCAACCUACUCUAAAUAUCCGACUGGAGUCUGUUUACGAAAAGCAUUUAAGAAUUUGCUAAUGCCCAACUGUUUUUUUUAUAUCGGAUUAAGAGGAGUUAAAAUGGCUAAAAGGCGUGGUUUUGAAGUUUUAGGUGUAAAAAACCGUUAAAAAAUUUCUUGAAAGCACCAGAGGAAAAGGCAUUACACCUUUAUCUUUAUUUUCCCGCCAUAUAAUGUUACGGUCACCGCUCAAAUUUCACAGUUAUCUGACGGGAACGAGAUGACUGCGCGCCAGUUCAGAGCCUUUUACCGCGCUAUAAAUAUCAGUGAGCGUCGCUCUUAUCAUCCACUGAGAAUAGUGAUACAUACAUCUAAACAGUAACGAUCAUGUCACUUCGGAAAUACCCCGGAUUUCUGAGAACUUCGGAUUCUCGGGCCACGGACUGGCGAGAGUUUACUGUACUAGUUUAUUUUUAUUUGUCCCAAGUUAUUCAGAACAAGGCAUGCUUAUUACAUAUGAUUUCAUUGGAAAUAUGUAUUGUGUCAGUUCUAUACUAUUUUGGUGAAAUAGAUACUAAACAUUUUUAUUGAAUAUUAAACCUUUUUUAAUGAAAAACAAUUUAUAAAAAUUAAAACUAUAAUAUCUUGUCUGUACACAGAGGGUGCUUUCUAUAUACCUAUUUAUAGUGUAAAGAAAUCACUUUUUUUGCCUAGCACAGUAUGUUAUUUUAACUCAUUUAACUUACUACCCAAACCUGAAAGAAUUGUUUGGGCUAAUUUUUUUAAAUGAUAUUUAUCGCCUGCCAUUGACUUUGUUCAUGUUAUUCUGCAAGUAGCUCUACAUACAGAAUACAAAAUUUACUACUUGUUUUCAGUAUUAAUGUGGUAAACUCUAGAAGAGCUAAUGCAUCAGUGGUAAGCAAGUCAAGGUGUGGUAGAUGAAAGUUACGUUUGUGUGUGUGUUGUUUUCAUUUUGGUGUUGCGAAAUAAUUUAGUAGCAAAAUUCCUGAUUGUCUGUAAUGCACAUGUCUUUUGAAGCUGAUGCUUUUUGCAAGGAUGCAAGUUAUUUUACUUGGAUGUACCAGUGUUAAAACAUUUUUCCAACCCUGUUCCUUUUCAAAACUUAAUUGUGUGCAAGUUGCCCGAGUAAGUAUGGUACAUCCCGCACCAAAUGAAUUGUUUUAUCGUGACACCAUAAGCAAUAUUGUCCUCUCUGUUCAAACACCGUUUACAUAUUGUAAAUGUUUAGCCGAGUACUGCAUCGAUCCUCAUAUUGUGGUCAGUCAGUCAGUCAUUGGUUGAGUUUAUGUAAUCAAUUAUCUCCAGUUUUGAUGUUUGGUUUCGAUAGGGUCUGCGUAGUUUUAUUUCUUGUGUAUCAGGGCAAGGAGAACCAUCAAGUUUUGGUUGUUACUUGUAAUCUUGUGAACGAUUGUACUGAAUAAAAGCAUUGUUAUAAAGCUUUAA
Molecule: messenger RNA, 18525 nt
Organism: Bacillus rossius redtenbacheri
Lineage: Eukaryota; Metazoa; Arthropoda; Insecta; Phasmatodea; Bacillidae
Product: transcription intermediary factor 1-alpha-like
Exons: 14
Coding region: 364-3495 (1043 amino acids)
Cellular component (GO): chromatin
Molecular function (GO): protein binding; zinc ion binding
Source: RefSeq, a predicted model, not a curated record